Messenger RNA from Macroventuria anomochaeta, 2628 nucleotides. RefSeq names its product carbohydrate-binding module family 18 protein. Gene Ontology annotation, biological process: carbohydrate metabolic process. The transcript is spliced from 5 exons. Lineage: Eukaryota; Fungi; Ascomycota; Dothideomycetes; Pleosporales; Didymellaceae. The coding region runs from base 325 to 2571 and encodes 748 amino acids. The record is from RefSeq and is a predicted model, not a curated record. Gene Ontology annotation, molecular function: hydrolase activity, acting on carbon-nitrogen (but not peptide) bonds; chitin binding.
GAACAAUUGAGAAUUCCACAGUCAGUCAUGCUGUCGCUAGUGCUCAACUGAAAAGGUGGAAAGCUGCAGACCAGACCAUAUCCGUGGCGCUCUUGUCCGGGGGAUCUAGACCUCAUCUUCGGCAUAGCAUUCACAGCUAUACACCAGUUUAUCGGGAAUCCCGGCAAGUGUACGUGCGACUUUUGCAUGUAUGCUUGCAUUUAAGUGCGGUCCGUUACGCUGUCAAAUUGCUACAACCCAAGCUUUGUUGUGCUACCAUCUUGUCACCACCGCAUCUAGACUACAACCCCAGACUUGCACGACUUCACGCAGGUUGUAGCGAGUAUGGGUUUUACAUUCGGCAACAUGGCUCGCGCCUUGAGUGCACUUGCAGCAGUGCUUCCCUUCGCCUCGGCUGUUCCAUUUGGUUUGCAAAUAUACUCAUGCACUUUGCCUGGGGUCAUUGCCCCGGGUUUUGACGAUGGUCCGUGGAUUUAUUCAGAGGAUAUCCUCGACCGUAUGGAAGCUGCAGGUAUCAAAGCCACCUGGUUCAUCAAUGGGGCCAAUAAAGGGAACAUCUACGAUUACAACUCCACUUUGUUGAGGAUGAUCGACAUGGGACACCAGAUCGGAUCGCACACAUGGAGUCACAAAGAUCUCGCUACUUUGACUGCUGAUGAAGUAAAAGAAGAAAUGCUUUUGUUAGAGGAGGCCUUGAUCAACAUCCUCGGCUAUUUCCCUUAUUACAUGCGCCCUCCGUUCUUAUCAGUCAGCGCGGUCGCGCUCCAAGCACUCAAGGAACUUCAGUACCAUGUUAUUAUUGGCGACCUGAACACCAAGGAUUGGGAGUAUCAGACAGAAUCUGGGAUUGAGACUGCAAAAAAACUGUUUACCGACGGUCUUGACAUUGGUCGCACCAUAGUAGAGGCGCACGAGCAGGAAGUCUGGACCCACGGAGUACUCAUUGACUUCAUGAUCCAGACAAUCCAGGCUAGGGGUCUCAAAACUGUCACCGUGGCGGAGUGCUUACAGGAUACGCAAGUGUAUCGCCAAGCGCGAUCCACUAACACCACAUUCACCGACCCAGAACCAACUGUGGUCUACUCCCUCAACAAUCUAUGUGGCAACAUCAACGCCGGCAACAAUCUGGGAUGGACAUGCCCUCCAAAUGGUGGCAGGUGCUGCAGUAAGUAUGGACACUGCGGUAGCGGUACCAGCUAUUGCGCUCCAACCGUAUGCCAGCCCGCUUUCGGAUCGUGUAGUGUUGCGCCAACAAGCACAUACGUCGACGAAGCCGCGAACGUUAACACCAAGACUGGAAUACCCCCCCGGACUGUAUCUGCAACAGCUCUUGCAACCCCCCUCGGACGUGGAAGCGUAACACCAGACAGAACCUGCGGAGACGUUGGUAAAGGCAACAACAACGGCUACGUCUGUAAAACCGGCCAGUGCUGCAGCAGGUACGGAAACUGUGGUACGGCUUCAGACUACUGUGCGCCCUCAGUAUGUCAGAGCGCUUUCGGAACGUGUGAUGAUGCCGCUCCCGUACGUGGAAGCGUUUCACCAGACAGAACCUGCGGAGACGUUGGUAAAGGCAACAACAACGGCUACGUCUGUAAAACCGGCCAGUGCUGCAGCAGGUACGGAAACUGUGGUAACACUACAGACUAUUGUGCGCCCUCAGUAUGUCAGAGCGCUUUCGGAAGGUGUGAUGAUACCGCUCCCGGACGUGGAAGCGUUUCACCAGACGGAACCUGCGGAGACGUUGGUAAAGGCAACAACAACGGCAACGUCUGCAAACCCGGCCUCUGCUGCAGCAAGUUCGGCAACUGCGGUGCUACAAACGACUACUGUGCGGCCUCACUGGGUUGUCAGUCAGCCUUUGGUAACUGCACAGGCGUGGUUUCUUCUUCCAGCUCGUCAGGAUUUUUGACAACGAGUGCAGACAGCUCCUCUCCGAUCAGAUUGUUGAUUAGCAACAUCACGACGUCUGCGACGAGUUCUUCUAUGGCCUCCAGCACACUCAGCUCUACAUCGAACUCCGCGAGUUCUUCCCAGAGCUCACCCAACCCCUCUGGCAGCUUAGCACCAUCGACCAGUCUCGCUAUCCUGUCGACCAGCAACUCAACUACGCUACCUUCUAGCAGCCCCGCAGUCAAUGCUCUACUUGCUGCUUCGCUUUCCGGUAGUGCAUCUGUGGCUUCCCUUAACAGUACAACAACCGAUGCAGGCCUCCGCACAUCUGUUAGCAGCUCUGUCAGCAGCUCUGCCAGCAGCUCUCCCACCAGCUCUGCCAGCAGCUCUCCCACCAGCUCUGACACGGUUUCAUCGGCGAGUUCCGCGGCAACAAGCAGUUCGUCGAGCCAAGCUGUUGCUGCUGCUGCCGUUGCCAGCAGCUCACCCAUGCCUAGCAGUAUCACAGGCUCGAGCAGCACUGCAGUAUCAAGCACUUUGACGGAUGCAAGCAGUGCUCCGAAAACAAUCCUGUCAUCCAUUGUGAGCAGUUCUAUCAUUUCGAGCAACUCUACCUCGAGCAACUCUACCUCGAGCAGCUCUACCUCGAGCAGCUCUACGAGCUCUUCCGCUCUAUAAAUUCUUGUAAUGACGGCUCAAUGUUAAUGAUAGCUGCGCUCAAAAUAUAAUAAUUUC